Molecule: messenger RNA, 1214 nt
Organism: Pyrenophora tritici-repentis Pt-1C-BFP
Lineage: Eukaryota; Fungi; Ascomycota; Dothideomycetes; Pleosporales; Pleosporaceae
Product: XPC-binding multi-domain protein
Biological process (GO): proteasome-mediated ubiquitin-dependent protein catabolic process; nucleotide-excision repair
Cellular component (GO): cytosol; nucleoplasm
Molecular function (GO): polyubiquitin modification-dependent protein binding; ubiquitin binding; proteasome binding
Source: RefSeq, a predicted model, not a curated record
AUGAAGAUCACGUUCAAGGAUCUCAAGCAGAACAAGUUCGUCAUCGAGGCCGAGCCUUCGGAAACGAUUGGCGCGCUCAAGGCCAAGAUCCAGGCAGAAAAGGGUUGGGAGGUGCCCCAGCAGAAGCUCAUCUACUCUGGCAAGAUUCUACAGGAUGCCAACACAGUCGAGUCGUACAACAUCGAGGAGAAGGGCUUCAUUGUGUGCAUGGUCUCCAAGCCAAAGGCCGCUGCUGGUGCUGCAUCGUCAAGUAAAGCCGCGCCCUCGACGCCUGCUCCAGUAGCAGCCCAGACGCCCGCCGCCCCCUCCGCUCCAGCACCCUCAUCAAACCCGCAGAAUGCGCCAGCUACUCCCUCGCCCGCGCCGGCCCAAGCCUCCGGUGAGCGCUUCAACGACCCCUCCGCUCUGACCAUGGGCGGAGAGCGCGAGGCCGCUAUUGCCAACAUGGAGAGCAUGGGUUUCGCAAGGGCUGACAUUGACCGCGCCAUGCGCGCCGCCUUCUUCAACCCCGACCGUGCGGUCGAGUAUCUGCUGACGGGUAUCCCCGAGAGCGCGCUCCAGGAGCAAGCCCAACAAGCACAAGCUCGUGCCCCGACAUCGCCCACGCCUGCCGGCAACACAGGUGCUACCGCUACGCCCGCCAACGCACCGUCCGGAGCUGAUGAGCCGAUGAACCUGUUCGAGGCUGCUGCUCAGGCUGCCAACCGAGAUCGCCCGAGCGGUGGCCAGCGCGGUGGUAGUGCUCCUGGAGCCACUGGCGGGGCUGCCCUCAACGCAAACUCGCUCGACUUCCUGCGCAACAACCCUCAGUUCCAGCAGCUACGACAGGUGGUACAACAGCAGCCACAGAUGCUUGAACCCAUCCUCCAGCAGGUUGGCGCCGGCAACCCUCAGUUGGCGCAGAUGAUAGCGCAAAACCCCGAGCAGUUCCUGCAGCUGCUUGCAGAAGACGCUGACGAGGAUGCACCGCUGCCGCCAGGCGCCCAGGCCAUCUCCGUCACCGAGGAUGAGCGCGAGGCUAUCGAACGCCUGUGUCGCCUCGGCUUCGAGCGCGACCUAGUCAUCCAGGCCUACUUUGCGUGCGACAAGAACGAGGAGUUGGCCGCCAACUUCCUCUUCGACCAGCCCGAUGAUGCCGACGAUCAGUAGUGGUUCGCCAUGUUCUGUGCCAUGAUUGUGCGACGUCACCAUACCCCAUAUUGCCAUUCCCCCGU